UUCAAAUACGAGCGAGCGAGAGAGAGAGAGAGAGAGAGAGAGAGAGAGAGAGAGAGAGAGAUUUGAAAAAGAAACACUAACCCUAAUUUUGUCCCAAAUCUCAACACUGUUGAUUAGAGGGAAAAUGUCCGAAGCCGCUGAGCAUGCGUCUAUGGCGGAUAGGAUCCAGGAUAAGAUCCAUGAGUACAAAGGCUCUUCGUCUUCUUCGGAUUCGGAGGAGGAAGACAGUCUCGUGUCUCGCAAUGCCCAGAGGAAACGCCUCUUUGGGAGGAAGCAGCCUGUGCAUGCCGUUUUCGGAGGAGGAAAAGUUGCUGAUAUGAUAAUGUGGCGGAACAAACAAGUGUCUGGUGGCAUACUUGCUGUUGUGACUGUUGUCUGGCUCCUCUUCGAAUGUAUGGACUAUCACCUUCUGACUUUUGUAUGCCAUGCUUUCAUGUUUGUAUUGGCAGCAUUGUUUCUCUGGUCCAACGCAGCAUCACUUGUCAACAGGUCACCACCAAAGUUUCCAGAAGUUAUCUUGCGUGAGGAUCAGGUUCUAAGUAUAGCCCGUUCAGUUAGACAUGAGAUCAAUGAAGCUUUUACAACUUUCCGUUAUAUUGCUUCAGGAAAAGAUUUGAAGAAAUUUCUGAUGGCAGUUGGUGGCUUAUGGGUUGUUUCUGUGAUUGGCAACUGGUUUAGUUUCUUGACUCUUUGCUACCUUGUUUUUCUGGCCCUGUGCACUCUACCUGCAUUAUAUGAGAAGUAUGAGGAUCAGGUCGAUGAUGUUGGUGAGACCGUGAUGGUUCAAGUGAGGAAGCAACAUGCAGUGUUGGAUGCGAAGGUUCUGCAGAAAAUCCCUCGAGGACCAUUCGCCGAUAAGAAGCAGCACUGAGUUUUACAACUUUCUCUCGAACCUCUAGUCUCAAUAUCCAAAUGCAUAUUUUCUUUAUAUCUUUUUAUGAUAAUGGGUUUUUAGGUAGAGUUGUCAUGAAUUUUUCUUCCUUGAUUUGUAGUUAAACAUCAGUGAGUUGAUUAUACACAUAUACCAUGAACCUACUGGGUAGAUGCUUAUGAAAACUAUAAUGGUGGUGAUUUGUCUGUGAUUUCA
Messenger RNA from Asparagus officinalis (garden asparagus), 1087 nucleotides. Its product is annotated as reticulon-like protein B1. The record is from RefSeq and is a predicted model, not a curated record. Lineage: Eukaryota; Viridiplantae; Streptophyta; Magnoliopsida; Asparagales; Asparagaceae. The transcript is spliced from 6 exons. Bases 125 to 871 code for a protein of 248 amino acids.